Molecule: messenger RNA, 2309 nt
Organism: Echinops telfairi (small Madagascar hedgehog)
Lineage: Eukaryota; Metazoa; Chordata; Mammalia; Afrosoricida; Tenrecidae
Product: fibrosin-1-like protein
Exons: 13
Coding region: 588-2309 (573 amino acids)
Source: RefSeq, a predicted model, not a curated record
CAGCUCAGCCCCUCCCAGGGGCUCCCAGCCACGGGCUGUGCUGAGACCACUCCCCGCCCAGACACCUGUGCGCAUACUCAUGCCCACAGAGAGCAGCAGGUGCACACAAAGACAGGCCUGCACAUACAGACGUGUGCACAGGUACAGACACAUGCUCACAGUGAUCAGGUACCACAUGCACAUUCACACACCUACGAGAGCGUUUUAAAAAGCUACAGGAAAUAUAAUUAGCGAUAAUGGCAUUUUUCACAAACUUCUUGAGGCCCCUCAGGUACACUCAUAUACACAUGUGUACACAUGUAUCUACUAACACAAUACACACAGUGUAUGCAUGUGCAUCCACCCAGAUCACCAUACACACACAUGUACAUAGAUGUGCUGCGUCUGGCGCCUCCCUGCCCUUGCCCCACUUCCUGUGUCCAGCACAUGGUCCCACCUGCCAGGGACCCAUUGCAGUGGCCCUGGUGUUGCAGGUUGAAGAGUCUGGGCUGGGCCAGCACGGCUGCACAGGGCCGGGGCAGGGGAGCUGAUGGUCUUCUCUCUCACCUCCAGAUGCCAGCCUGUCGAUCUCUCUCAGCCCACCAACCAUGUACUGCCAGCCUCCCUCGGGGAUUCUGAUUGAUCGCGAGCUGCUCAGGCAGGAGCUGAACACGCGCUUUCUGGUCCAGAGCUCGGCACGGCCUGGGGCUCCCCUGGGCCCAGGGGCGCCGCUGCGGGCGGAGUUCCACCAGCACCAACACACACACCAGCACACACACCAGCACCAACACUCAUUCGCCCCCUUCCCGCCCGGGCUGCCCCCGACGCCGCUCAUGCCUCCCGCCGCACCCCUGCCGUUUGACAAGUAUGCCCCCAAGCUGGACAGCCCCUACUUCCGACAUUCCAAUUUCUUCCCGUCCUACCUUCCGGCUGCCCCAGGGAUGCCCGCCCUGCUGCCGCACCCCAGCCCCUUCGGGUCCCUGCAGGGCGCCUUCCAGCCCAAGACAUCCAGUCCCAUUGAGGUGGCAGGCCGGGCCAGCGCUGUCCAUGCUUUCCUGCAGAAGGGCCCCUCGGUGCCAGGCCAUUAUCGAGCAGUGGCCAGGAAGCCUGGGAAGUGGUGUGCGGUCCACGUGCAGAUUGCCUGGCAGAUCCACCACCAUCAGCAGAAGUUAAAGCAGGUGCAGCUGGACCCUCACAAGCCAGAGAUGGGUGCCAAACUGGACCUGUUCAGUAGGCCCCCGGCCCCAGGUCUGUUUGCCGGCUUCCACUGCCCACAGAACCUGGCUCGGCCCCUCUUCUCCAGCACUGGUGUCCUACACCCUGCCACCAGCCCAUUCGGACCCUCUGCCCAUCACAGUAGCUUCCUGCCCACCAGUCACCUAGCAGACUCUCUCAGCAGAUCAAGCACCUUUGCCAGCCUGGGGAAUGCUGCUUUCGGGGGCCUGGGAGGCCACACACUGACAGCCAGCGGCAUCUUUGCACACAAGGAGGGCCCAGCUCUGCACGGCCUGCCCAGCCCCCAUGAGGCCUGGAGCCGGCUGCACCGCACGCCACCCACCUUCUCCAUGCUGCCCCCGUGGUCCAAGCCCCUGGAUGCGGAGCGUGUCUCCACCCUGACCAGUCACCACCAGGAGCCGGACAAGGGCAGGGAGGAACGGGACAUGCUGGAUAAGGCGCGACUGCUGAGCAAGGCUUCACCCAUCGCACCGCUGAGCCACCCAGUCAGCAGCCUCCUGCUCCUCCGGACCGGCAGCCUGGGUGGGCCCGGGGCCCCGGGUGAGAGAGAAGCGGCUGAGCCCCGGGUCAAGGAGAGCCGCUCUCCUGCCAAGGAGGACUGCGUCAAGGCUCUGACGCGCCCACAGUCGCCCUACAGCAAAGUGGCCCUGGGGGACAGCCUGCGCCUGACCGGCCUGCUGGGCCGCCAGCCUGAGCCCGCGGUUGCCACGCCGCCCCAGGCCGACGUGAAAGUCAAGGAGGAGCGGCGCGAGGAGGUGGACGCGCCCGUGCCGGGGCCCCUGGCCGGCCGCGAGCGCACAGCCUUCCCGUGGGAGCCGCGCCGUGCCUGCCCCGCCGUGCCUGAGCCCACCGAGCGCGCCUACCGGGACCGGGAACCGCACGACUACAGUCCCGAGCGCCGGAGGACCGCGCGCCACCUGCCUGCGCACCUGGGUGCCCACCUGCCGCCCCCCGGCCCCGCGCUCGACCGCGCUCCGCUGCCGCCACUGCCCUCCCCACACUGCCCGCGCCUGCUGCCCGCCGCGCUCGACCUGGAAGUCUGCCAGCUCCUGCCCAUGCCCCAGGUCCUUGACACCUGCUCAUCUGUCUCCUGA